Molecule: messenger RNA, 456 nt
Organism: Eutrema salsugineum
Lineage: Eukaryota; Viridiplantae; Streptophyta; Magnoliopsida; Brassicales; Brassicaceae
Exons: 1
Coding region: 1-456 (151 amino acids)
Molecular function (GO): zinc ion binding
Source: RefSeq, a predicted model, not a curated record
AUGGCGCAGAGUUCAAGCUCUUCAACAAUAGAGGUCAAAAACGAAUUUGGUGUUUUGUGUAAAUGUAUGCGGGCAGCUAAGAUUGUGAAAGCUUGGACAAAUGACAAUCCUGGAAGGAGGUUUUAUGCUUGUCCAGGGCGUAAGGUUGGUAAUGGAUAUGAGUCCUGCAACUUUUUUCGUUGGUAUGAUGUCGAGAAGCCUCAAGGGUGGCAACAUUUAGCGUUGCUUGAGGCAAGAGAUGUUAUCCGUGACCUGAAAGACGAAAUUAUGAAGUUUAAGGAAGUGGGAAGAGCACCAAGGCGUGAGUUGAAGGAAACUUGUGAGCAGUGUGAAACGCUCAAGCAAGAGGUGCUGGUUCUUACCGAGAGAAGCACCAUUUACCGCAAUGUCCUGUUGUCUUCAACUUUUGGGUUUGCAGUGGCAUUGGGAGCCAUAUUUGCCAUGUCAAAGAUGUAG